GCGAGUUUUGUGUACAAAUUGUACAAUAAUAAAGCCUUCGGUUACCAAGCAAAGCAUACAAAACUGCGUAGUUAUGGGUAGCAGAAACGAUGGUGCUAAUAAUGAAACAAGAGAACUGGAUAGCUCAGAUGAAGAAACCCCAAUAAAUCCGGAGGUCCGUAUCCUGUCCCGAAUCUUUGGUGUCCACCGAGCAAGUGUGGCAUCUAUGCCAGGGACUAGUGGCGCAAGUCACCUAGUGAGCCCGUUGCCGAAUACGCGUCGCACGCCACGAGAGCGCGACCGUCUCUUCUGGACACUUCUUGGCAACUCUAGCAGGCUGCCACCCAAUGUCAGGUGUCGAAGCGGGCCUCCGCCCCGCGGGCCGCGACCCACGACCUUCGCCGACUUGUUGGAGCCCGACCGACGUUCACGCAUCGCGCUCACACGCCACGCUUCUCCCUCAGGUAGCGGCUACCAACCCAACGCGAGCCACCUGUCAAGUCUGCACUGCUCUUUGCGCAACUUACUGCGCAAGCGGCCCUACACGAGCAGCGGCAAUGUAACGGGUCCAAGCUCAAGACCGGUGUUGGUCCUGCGCGCAGCCCCGGAGUCAAGCCGCGGCGACGAUGAGUCCGAUGGCAGAGGCCGCAUCGACCGUGACCGUGACCGGAGUGACCGUGACCGCGACCGUGACCGCAGCGCUCGGGAACAUGAGGAGCGUCAUCACGACCCGGAGCCUAUUGACCUUGAUGACAUUGAAGCCGGGCUUUGA
Messenger RNA from Cydia amplana, 751 nucleotides. RefSeq lists its product as uncharacterized. Lineage: Eukaryota; Metazoa; Arthropoda; Insecta; Lepidoptera; Tortricidae. The transcript is spliced from 7 exons. Bases 74 to 751 code for a protein of 225 amino acids. The record is from RefSeq and is a predicted model, not a curated record.